GUUAAAGUGUAUAUCCUUCUAGAUCAGUCUUCAUUUUCCCACUUUCUGAAAAUGUGCAGGGAUCUGGGAGUUGACCUGGAACAGGAAAAGUUGAUGAGAAUUCGAAAUAUCACUGGGAACACAUACUACACGAGGUCGGGCGCCAAAAUUGUUGGAAAAGUCCGUGAAAAGUUCAUGUUAAUUGAUGGCAUUAGAGUGACAACGGGCUCCUACAGUUUUACGUGGACAGAUGGGAAGCUGAACAGCAGCAACAUUUUGAUCCUGUCAGGCCCCGCAGUUGCACACUUUGACCUGGAAUUUCGCAUUCUUUAUGCACGGUCAAAGCCUAUCAACCUCAAAGAGUUAUCCAGCUGCCGGAAGAAUAAGGUGUUGGACCAGCUGGUCAGGAUAACAGUGGCUUCCAGAGACUUGACCAGGGAAAACUUCCUGAGAAUGGAGUUUUUGUAUCUUAGAGCAUUUGCAGGAAAUCUAAAAAGGAAGCGAAGCUGGCUGCAUGCCUCAAGGGAGGCAGUCUACGUGUCAAAUAAUGCAAUGCAUGCCUCUCCUCCACUGACUAAGAGGAACGGCUCUCUAGUUAUGAGGCCACACUGGAUCAUAGAGAGAUGAAUUGCACGUUCACUCCGAGCGAGCAGCAGAACCUCAGGAACCAUGUCCAGCCGUCCAUGUCCAGUACUGUCUUACAGUAGGUUUGUGAGAGCAGCUGGGAAACAAACCUCGAACUGCCAGAAAGUGAUACUGGAAUUGUGGUUUCGUUUGAAGACCACCAUAACGCAGAUCAACAGAUACAAUUAUGGUACUGUCUUAGGCUCAGAUGUGUUCUUAAAAAAACCUCAUAACACCUGGAAAGCCAUUAUUGACUUCUAGUAUUCUGUCAGAUUUUCAUUUUUCCAUCUAUUCUUACAUGUUUUAAGCUGACGGGUUAGCAGUGUCUUAGCUCAGUAGCUCAAACUGUUUUUUUAAGGAAUCUAGAUAUAGAAAAUAAUAUUGCUUAAAGGUCUUCCAAAGAUGAAUAGCAGGACUGCUGUAUGGCUCUGAAAUCAGUCUAAGCUUAGUCUUGUGUUGCACGAACUCCCCACGAACUGUUUCAUGACACAGAACUGAAGUGGAGUAACCAUAAUCUAGAAACUAGUAGAUCAGUACUGUGCUACUAGUCCUCAAAUGUCACAUUUUCUUUACACGAAGCUGUGCUGCUAGGCAGAACGAGCUAACGUGUCAGGCAAACAAGGCUUUUGCAAUGCCUGAAUUUCAAAUGACCUUUUUUCUUUAUAAGAAUACUUGGAUUGUUGGACAUCAUGCAAUAAAUGUGUGCAAGGGAUAGUAUUCCUGAGAACCUGCUAUGUUUGUAGUAGAGCCAAAUGAGACCGUUUUCUUGGCAUUACUAUAUAUACGUUUUGGUUUCUCUAUGGUUGCUACUGCUGUCUGAUCUUACAGGAAAAGUCGAGUAGAUCUGAAAUCUGUGAAGCUGCUGCUGCUUCUCAAAAGCCUUACUUCCACCGGACAUGCAAUAACAUGAAAGUCAGAA
Messenger RNA from Aptenodytes forsteri (emperor penguin), 1522 nucleotides. RefSeq names its product protein FAM83D. Gene Ontology annotation, biological process: regulation of ERK1 and ERK2 cascade; protein localization to mitotic spindle; positive regulation of cell cycle G1/S phase transition. Gene Ontology annotation, cellular component: mitotic spindle pole; cytosol. Lineage: Eukaryota; Metazoa; Chordata; Aves; Sphenisciformes; Spheniscidae. The coding region runs from base 52 to 606 and encodes 184 amino acids. The transcript is spliced from 3 exons. The record is from RefSeq and is a predicted model, not a curated record.